Messenger RNA from Melitaea cinxia (Glanville fritillary), 996 nucleotides. Its product is annotated as mutS protein homolog 4-like. Gene Ontology annotation, molecular function: mismatched DNA binding; ATP binding. The transcript is spliced from 7 exons. Lineage: Eukaryota; Metazoa; Arthropoda; Insecta; Lepidoptera; Nymphalidae. The record is from RefSeq and is a predicted model, not a curated record. Bases 1 to 996 code for a protein of 331 amino acids. Gene Ontology annotation, biological process: mismatch repair.
AUGAAUGUUAUUCACAGAGAAACUUUUGCCGGAAACCGAUCUUCAAAAUUAACUUCGAAAUAUAAACCCAAAACAGAAUUAGUAAGAAAAGACGCAAUGCUAGGUAUUCGAGGUUCAAUACCCUCGUUGCCUCCAAAACCGUAUGGGUCAAUCAAUAAUGUUCGAAAAUUGAAUAAAUUUCCGGGGCCCAGAUAUCAAUUCAUUAUGGAAAGUCUAUCGUCAUCUAAAAGAUCAUCAAUGGGACCUCCUUCAGGACCACCGCCUAAUUUAAAAAGAAAAUUUGUACCAAAUUCAUACUCAAGUAAGCCUGAGUCCUCCUCGAGUGAACAGGCGCCACCUAGGAUCAUAGCCAGUGACUCAGCGGCAAUUGAUACAUCAGACUUUUGUACCCCAAAAAAUAGACCGUCAACAUUAAGAUACAUUAGCAGUAGUAGCAGAGGAGGUCACAGUGGUGCUAGAUCUGCAAGGUCUACAAGCAUGUCUGUCGUUGAUCCUAGCGUUAUUUUAGCGAUAUCAGAAGGUCGUGGAAUGGCUCGUGGGGAAAUAGGAAUGGCAGCUAUAGAUUUACGCCAUCCUCAUAUGGUUUUGUGCCAGUUCAGUGAUACUCUGCUGUACACCCACACUCUUACGAAAAUCAACUAUUUUAACCCAAUUGAGAUAAUAGUACCGCAUACUUUCUGUGAAGGAUCUCAAGUGAAUCAGCUUUACAAAUUGAUUAAGGAUCGUUUUCCUCUAUUAAAUCUAACAGCAGUACAAAGACGACAUUUUAACGACGCAGCAGGUCGGCAUAAUAUACAGACACUUUGUGCUCCACAAUAUAGCGCUGUUUAUCUUCAAGUUUUGCAUAAAUUCUAUGCACUAACAGCUGCAGCUGCUGUUUUAAAAUAUGUAGAAUAUAUUCAAUGUAUUGUAUUUGCUAGAGAAUCAUUGAAAAUCGAAUAUCACUCAUCUGAUAACACUAUGAUUAUAGGUAAUAAAACGCAACUGUAUUUUUAA